Lucilia cuprina (Australian sheep blowfly) is the source of this 943-nucleotide messenger RNA. RefSeq names its product venom serine protease 34. The coding region runs from base 95 to 943 and encodes 282 amino acids. Gene Ontology annotation, biological process: proteolysis. The transcript has 5 exons. Lineage: Eukaryota; Metazoa; Arthropoda; Insecta; Diptera; Calliphoridae. The record is from RefSeq and is a predicted model, not a curated record. Gene Ontology annotation, molecular function: serine-type endopeptidase activity.
AUAGUCUAGUCUUAAUUAGUACAAGUGUCUUUUUUUGAAAAACAGUAUUAAAAUUGAAACAUUUUAGCAGAAAUUUUUAUUGUCAUUUAGUAAAAUGUUGUCGAAUGAUCCGAUAGUAACGCGGAUUUUAAAAGCAUUCUGCUUUCUAUUCGCUUUUGCCUAUCUCGUCUUAAGCACAGAAGCUGCUUUAUUCGAUGGCUGUGAUCAUACUUAUAAUAUAGCUGGUGGCUAUUCAUAUCUAGAAUCACCCUACUAUCCAAAUUCAUAUCCUAAAGGUUCAUCUUGUCGUUAUAAGUUUGUGGCUCCCCUGGACUAUGAUAUAGUAGUUAAUUGUACCAUAAACAUAGCUAAAGGUUCCAGCGGUUGCACUACCGAGUAUUUUUAUUUGGCACGCGAUGGCGAUGUUCUACUACGAGGCUCUGAGAAAUUCUGUGGUGCUGGUACAUUUAUACGUAGAUCUGUUUUUCGUUCAGUAGUUUUGGCUUACGAGUCCGGUGGUGGUACUGGUAAUUUCCGUUGUUCAUUGUAUGCUGCCCCACAACCCUGUGACUGUGGCUGGUCGGUAAAUACGAAAAUUGUUAAUGGUCAACAGACAUCCACAAAUGAAUUUCCCUCUAUGGUGGCUCUUAAGGAUAGAACCACAAAUCAGGCUUCCUAUUGCGGAGGAGCUAUAGUAUCUCAUAGAUAUGUAUUAACGGCCGCUCAUUGUGCUCGUGUUCAAACUAAUCCGGCCAAUAUAUUGAUCCGAGCUGGACGUCAAAAUCUGUUAGCUAAUCCAGAUACCAUGUAUGCAGCUGAUUAUUAUGUUAGUCAAAUUAUUGUACAUGGCUCUUACACAGCUAAUCCGGUAAAUAACGAUAUUGCUCUACUUGUAACAACAACAAAUAUUGAAUGGUCUAGAGGUGUUGGUCCGAUUUGUUUACCCUCAGAUGCAAAUGCGUAA